This is a messenger RNA of Closterium sp. NIES-65, 858 nucleotides long. The record is from the annotation of a GenBank genome assembly. NCBI's taxonomy places the organism in Eukaryota, Viridiplantae, Streptophyta, Zygnematophyceae, Desmidiales, Closteriaceae.
AUGCCCGGAGCUGCUCCGCUGGGACGAGCCACUCCGACCCCCGCCUCCACCGCCACCCCCACCUCCACCGCCACCCCCGUCUCCACCGCCAGGACCGUCGCUCCCACCGCUCCCACCGCCUCCUCCGCUACCACCCCCGCCGCCACCUCCGCCUCCACCGCCGCCACCAGUACCUCCACUCCCGCCACCACCCCCACCGCCACCCCCACUCCCCCCGCCACCCCCACCGCCUCCUCCACCGCCCCCUCUAGCUCCACCCGCUCCCUUGCCCCCCUUGCCCUUGCCAGAGCGGCGUCUGCCGCUGGGGGCAGACGCCGCGCCGACCGACUCAAAACCUACGGCAAAGUCAACGGCCCUCCCCUCAGCGUCAAAGGUAAGAACAUUGGGGUGGCCAUGACAGCAGCUGAAAAUCUCACCGGGCUGGGAGAGGCGGGUAGGUCAGCAGCAGAGGAACAGCAGUACGGCUCCGCAGGCGGCUCGGGCGGCGCGGGCGGCUCGGGCGGCACAGGCGGCUCGGCGGCGGCUCGGGCGGCGGCUCGGCGGCGGCUCGGCGGCGGCUCGGCGGCGGCUCGGCGGCGGCUCAGGCGGCGGCGGCUCGGCGGCGGCUCGGCUGCUGCUGGGCGGCUCGGGCGGCUCGGGCGGCACGGGCGGCUCGGCGGCGGCUCGGGCGGCGGCUCGGCGGCGGCUCUGCGGCGGCUCGGCGGCGGCUCGGCGGCGGCUCGGCGGCGGCUCGGCGGCGGCUCAGGCGGCGGCGGCUGCUGCUGGGCGGAUCGGCGGGGCCGCGUAGCAGAGUGGCGGCGGGGCCGCGACCGAAAAGAGCGGCGGGGCCGCGUAGCAGGGGGCGGCGGGGCCGCGUAG